Molecule: messenger RNA, 1927 nt
Organism: Exophiala dermatitidis NIH/UT8656
Lineage: Eukaryota; Fungi; Ascomycota; Eurotiomycetes; Chaetothyriales; Herpotrichiellaceae
Product: phosphomannose isomerase type I
Exons: 1
Coding region: 373-1593 (406 amino acids)
Biological process (GO): carbohydrate metabolic process; GDP-mannose biosynthetic process
Cellular component (GO): cytosol
Molecular function (GO): mannose-6-phosphate isomerase activity; zinc ion binding
Source: RefSeq, a predicted model, not a curated record
UCCCAAAUCCAUGACUUGUCUGGUGAGAGCCUGGAAGGGAUCCAUCAAUGUUGACACGAUGUCGAAGACGGCCCACGAGUGGGUUUCUCAACCUUUCCUUUCCCUUCCCUAUGGUUGUUUCCAUUAAUCUCUCACAUUGCAUUUGCUUCGGCGUUCUCAUCCGUUGGACUGUGACAAAUCUGCCGGAUGUCGACCUGACAUCAUAGUGAUUGUACGGGUGAAUUUACAUCAUCACCACAAUUGAGUGCACAAUGUUCACGGUGCCGCCUCUACAAAUCCACGCUUUCCUCUUGUUCCAGCGUUCAUAUGAUUCAUAGGUUCUAAUCUCUUAGACCACGGCGAUCCGAUCCUCUCUGUUUUCCCUACGCAAACAUGGCCGACUCGGUAAUCCAGUUAAAAUGCAACUGCAACAACUAUCCCUGGGGCAAGACCGGGCGACAGUCCCUGGCAGCUCGGUUAUGCGAGAAAACGAACCCCGACUUCAAGAUCGAUGAGAGCAAGCCGUACUCGGAGAUGUGGAUGGGAACAUACCCUGAACUACCGACAUACUCACUCGAGACUGGCGAAGACCUGCAACAGAUCCUGAACAAGAACAAGGAAAAACUGAUUGGAAAGAAAGUGCUGGACAAGUUCGGGGCCGACCUGCCAUUCCUACCCAAGGUGCUCUCGAUUGCAAAGGCGCUCCCACUCCAGAUCCACCCGGACAAAGAGCUGUCGGAGAAACUGCACAAGGAGGACCCCGAGAAGUACACAGAUCCAAACCACAAGCCCGAAAUCGCUGUCGCACUGUCGCGAUUUGAAGCGUUCAUCGGGUUCAAGCCGGUCGCGGAGAUUGAGAAAUUGUUGCAGUUGGACAGCUUGAAACAGUUUGUGCCCGCGUCAGCAUCGGCGUUGCAGCUUGACGACGAGACGUUACGCCAGGUCUGUGCGAACAUGCUCAAGGCGUCCGAGGAUGCCGUGGCUUCCGCGCUCAAGGGACUUCGCUCGACUAGCCCAGAGCAGUUGGGGAACCAGCGAUAUAUUCUCGACCUGAUCCCCCGGCUGGAAGAGCAGUAUGGUCGCGAGGAUAAUGGCAACCUGGUCGCGCUGGUGUGCAUGAACUAUGUGGUAUUGGAGCCAGGGUCUGGGCUGUAUAUUCCGGCCGACGGCAUUCAUGCUUAUCUGUCCGGCGAUAUUGUGGAAUGCAUGGCUCGCUCCAAUAACGUUAUCAACACGGGUUUCUGUCCCAAACCGGACCGUGACUCGGCCGACCUUUUCACAAAGGCUCUGACUUUCAAGCAGCAUGAUCCUAGCGAACCCAUGUUGGAGAAGAAAGCGUCCGACAAGAGCGUCAACGGCAAGAGUUUCGAGUUCACACCCCCGAUGAGUGAAUUCAACAUGCUCGUCACCAACCUCGCUGCCUCGGAGUCGGAGUCAAUCAAGCCCGUCUUUGGCCCCAGUGUCAUGUUCGCCACUAGCGGACAUGGCAAGAUGACCGUCGAAGGGAAAUCCUUCACUCUUGAUGAAGGCUAUAUCUAUUUCAUUGGCCAGGGUGUCCGCGUCGACAUCACUGCCGCGGAUGGGCUGUCCGUGUAUCGGGCAUAUGCUGAAUGAGUGGAUGAACAUUGAACUCCUGAAAAAGAAGCCAUGAUAUAUGAUAUGACAUGAGUGUUUAGGGUUUAGUUUCCUUCGAUGCCAGUACGGUGGUGUUGAUUUGUAAAGGCAUCGGUACCAGUUGUGGAGUGGUCGAAGGACAUAUUCUUAGCGGCCAAAAAGACUACAGGUUGUAUUACAGUAAUAAAUUGUGAUGCAGAGAGUAAGAACGUGACAACAACUGUCUGAUUGUGGCAAUGCUUAGCAUGGCGUGUCUUCGUCGCAUAUUGUUGAUACAAUCAUCCAGCCCGGCUCUUCCUUGUACUCUGGGCCACAGGGCCAGGGGGUUCAGUCC